AUGGAGACUUAUGUACAAAAGGGUAUGGGCUCCUCCAGUAUUUAUGUCACUCUCAGCACGCAGGCCACGGCGAGAGGCGUCACCAACUGGCUUGUUAGUGACGUGACCGACAGCGAUCAUCGCCUACUAAACUAUACGGUAGACAUAGCACCGAACACAUCACAAGGGUUCAAGCGAUUUGAUGUUAGAAGGGCAGACUGGGACUCAUUCUCCCAGGAACUAGCUAUAAGCGUCCUGUCAGUUCAGACAACUGUAGGCGUAAACGAACAUGCUUCUACCUUAACAGACGCUAUAAUCGCAGCUGCAACAAAAGCUAUCCCUUCAAAGCCAAGUAGGCGCUGGAUCAUUCAAAGGCAGCCAUGGUGGUCAGACAGGCUUACUUCAAUGAGGAAAACCCUCAACGCAAAUAAAAGACAGGGGACUGAUGCAACACGACAGACUGGCAUACAACCGUCUGAAAAAUGA
Macrosiphum euphorbiae (potato aphid) is the source of this 465-nucleotide messenger RNA. Lineage: Eukaryota; Metazoa; Arthropoda; Insecta; Hemiptera; Aphididae. The record is from the annotation of a GenBank genome assembly.